Messenger RNA from Lycium barbarum (goji berry), 3485 nucleotides. RefSeq names its product geraniol 8-hydroxylase-like. The coding region runs from base 47 to 736 and encodes 229 amino acids. The transcript has a single exon. The record is from RefSeq and is a predicted model, not a curated record. Lineage: Eukaryota; Viridiplantae; Streptophyta; Magnoliopsida; Solanales; Solanaceae. Gene Ontology annotation, molecular function: iron ion binding; heme binding; monooxygenase activity.
UUUGUGGAUCAUAUCAAAGUUGAAGGAUGAGAGUGGGAGAGGCAUAAUGGAUUACUACACACUUGUACUGGGAUCAAUUUUUGCCUUGAGUUUGCUAUAUAUUCUAGCAAAAUUAACCAGCAGAGGUAGCAAAAAGCUUCCACCAGGGCCAUCACCAUGGCCAAUUAUUGGAAACUUUAACUUGUUAAGUGCAAAACCUCAUAGAUCACUAGCCAAUCUUGAACAAAUUUAUGGUCCAAUUAUGAGUUUAAAACUAGGACAAAUAACAACAGUAGUCAUUUCUUCAUCAGCCAUGGCAAAACAAGUCCUUCAGAAACAAGACUUAGCCUUUUCCACUAGAUUUAUCCCUGAUGCCCUUCAAGCACACAGCCAUUGCAAAUUUUCUAUGAUAUGGCUUCCUGUUUGUCCUCAAUGGCGAACGCUUCGGAAAAUCUGGAACACUUACCUCCUCUCUUCCAAUAGGGUUGAUGCAAAUCAACAUCUAAGGUCUCAAAAGGUGAAAGACUUGCUUGCUUAUUGUGCAAAAUGUAGCCAAGAAGGUCAAGCUUUGGAUGUAGGUCAAGUUACUUUCAAGACUAUUUUCAAUUUGAUGUCCAACACCCUUUUCUCCAAGGACUUGGUUGACCCCUUUUCGGAUUCAAAGGUAGAACUGAAUAACAUGUUUGUGACAACUCGACUCCGUGUUAUGAUUUUUUUUUGUGUACUAAACGGUGCAUUAAACAUGCUGUUAAUAUAACUUUUUAUGACAUUUUUUGAAAUUUAAAGGUUGAGUUGAAAGACGUGAUCUUGGGCAUUAUGCAUGAGGUUGGGAAGAUCAACCUAGUGGAUUUUUUCCCUGUACUUGAAAAGAUUGAUCCUCAAAGAAUAAGGUAUCGCUCAAAGAUUCAUUUUGGUAAGUUGUUUAAAAUUUUUGGUGAUUUGAUCGAUGAGAGGUUGGAGGAAAAGAAAAGGAACCACAGUGAAAAGAGUGAUGUUUUGGAAGUAUUUCUAAACAUUAGUGCAGAAAAUCCCGAAGAGAUCAAUCAGAAUCAUAUAAAAUCCACGCUCCUGGUCCGUGCUUUUCUCUUUUAUCCUUUAAAUUUUAGAGAUGCAAUUUCCUUACCCCCUCCCAGGCUUCCCAACCUCAAUUUUAUUUUUAAAAUGUCCAUAAAGUUAAAGAGGAAAAAUAAGAAUUGGGAAUACUCUUGGAUUUGUUGUUGCCUGAUUAUGCUAAUAGUGUUGCAAAAGAUUGUGGGUGAACUAAAGCUCAAUUACAUAUAAAUCAACUAUAGAAGAAGCAAAAACACUAGGAUUUAGCGAGGUUCAGCCAAGCCUACGUCUUUAGGGCAAAAAACAGAGAGAACUUUCCACUAUGAAUGAGAAGAAUAGUAAAAAUUAAAGAAUCGGAAAUUACAACCCCUAUAAAUUAAGUCUCAAGUAUCCCCAAACCUACAAGAAAAUGAAUUUCUCAACCUACAAGGAUAAUGGAUUUUUCAAACCUACAAGGCCAAUAGCCUACUAGAAAAUAUGAUGUAACUAGCCUACUAGAAAAUCUUGAGAUACCUUGACUUGAAUUCUCUUCGUCAACAAGAACAACACCUCUUUGCGUUACAUUAUUUUGAGGAGUGACAAAAAAUAGUUAUUUAUUUAUCAUAUAUACAGCUUAGCAACAUCAAGGAUAGAACUCACAAAGGAUGAGCGGCUUUGGCUAAGGUGAUACCAAACUUCUCCUCCAGCUGUCUAAUUCUUUUGGCCCAACGACUGCUUUGAGUUUUCUAUUGAAGAAAUUCAAGAGUGAGCCUAACAUCUAGAAUAGAAGAUGGAAUAACUCGCAAAGGAUGAGCGGCUUUGGCUAAGGUGAUACCAAACUUCCCCUCCAGCUGUCUAAUUCUUUUGGCCCAAUGUCUGCUUUGAGUUUUCAAUUGAAGAAAUUCAUGAGUGAGCCCAACAUCUUUGGGACCAUUCUCAAAAGUGGCAAGUCAGGGCAUAUUCUUCAGCCAGCACCAAAUGAAAUCAAUUCAAAAAAUUUCCCUUGCAUGUCCAAGUUCGAAUUCCAAAACCAAAUUCGAUCGUCCACACGUUAAUUAAUACUUGUGAUCCCUUCGGUAUGAUGUGGUCACACAAUUCAACAUCUUGCAAGCUAUACUAUAUCUUUGUCAUACAUCAACAACUACACGUUAAUUAUUAGAAAUAAGAAAAUAAUUUUUAAGAAUCAACUAAUAUCAGGUUACCACUGUCGAAAUAUGUGCCAGACUAUACUAGGAUACCAUCGUCGCAAAGAAGUGACUCCAAUAAUAUGUAACAAUUCAAGCGAUCAUUUUGAGCACACUUUUGAUAUUGUUGUUUAGGGGCAGCCCGAUUCACUAAGCUCCCGUUAUGUACGGAGGCUGGGAAAAGAUCGGACCACAGAUGUCUAUUGUAUAUAGGUUGGGAUACAGGGGGUUCAGACAGAUUUUAAAACAAGGUGAAAUUCAAAAAUAAUUAUUCAAAUUUUUGUAUCUGGUACAACCGCGGCGUCUAGUUUGUGAUCACAAGGUUAGGUGACCUGGUGACUGAGCACAUUCAUAGAUAAAUGGAUCACGAUAACGGAGAAGUCGAUACAUGUUGACCACCGCGAUCGCGUGAAAAUACGUACUCUACACCUAUGAAUAUUCUUCAAUCUUGAGCAGUGCCAGCUUCAUGGUGAAACAAGUAAGGCACUUGCUUUAGUUUGCCCCCAUCCCCCCUUCCCUUUUUUUUUUCGAAAUAAUAGAUAUAUAGAUAUUUUAAACUCUCCUCCUCAUUAUUUUGUCCAAUAUAACAAUCUUUCUUUUCCCUUCUCUCAUAAGAUUACAUACUUUCUGUUCUAUUUUUUCUUACUUUUUUUCUCCAAUAGUUUAAAAGUUCAAUAGUUCAAAAGUUUUAUUGGUUAAAUUUGAGAUCAUUAAAUGGCGACAAUUUAAAAAGAUUUUGUCUUAACCUUGAAUGCUCCUUACAAUAUAAUAGUCCCUCUAAUAUUGAUUGUUUAGACUUAUUUUCUAAACUAAAAGUGUGUUGAAAAAAAUAGUACAAGCAGAAAAUAAUACUCUAAUUGACAUAUUCAAUUAAAUAAAAAGACUUAAUUUUUUUUCAAAUGUUUAUAUUUCUUAUAAAAUAAUGUUAUCAGUUCAUGUAAAGUUUUCUAGAAAGAAGUUUUAAAAAUUAAAAUUGAAAAAUCUGACCUAAAAUCAACUAUUCUUAAGAAAGAUAAAAUGAGUUGACAAUAUUAAAUUCAAGGCCUCCCAAUAAACCUAGCCCACUAAAUGCUUAGAGCCGCCCCCAAUCUUGAGUUUCACUAAAAAAUAAACAUUUUUUCCCUUUCUUCUCGUUUCCUUUAAUUUUUCAAAUUCUGCAAGUCAAUAAUUGGAGCAUAACAGUAUGCAUUUAAGACAAAUGGACAAAAGUACUUGGUCCAGACCAAGAAAGCUACACUAUAGUUAGGCCUUUUGUAAAUUACUCUAACUUUGUGUAUACUUUUCAAUCUUGAU